UUCUUUCGUUGCUGCAUCAAUAAAUGUUGGAUCUCCGUGAAUUCGUUUCCGGUGUUGCAGAAAUGUCUUACUAUUUCCCUCCGGAAGUCCUGGAGGAAAUUCUUCACAGAUUGCCUCUCAAGUCUCUUGUGAACUGCAUCUCUGUCUGCAAAUCCUGGAAGUCUCUGAUCUCAGAUCACUCCUUCAUAUGUGAACACUUCAACCGUACGAUUCAAUCCAACCCAGAUAUUGCCUCCAUCUUCCUCUUCAUCUCUCUAAAGAAACGAGUAGAGGGAUACAAGUACAACGAAUCCGAAGAUUUUUACGCUGUUUGUUCUGGUAAUCAGAUAAGGGAUGAACCCUUUGUUUUGAAAUCCUCUCUCAUUCCUCUGUUUACGAGUGAGCACAAGGAGGUGGUUGGAACUUGCAAUGGACUGUGUAAGCUUCAGAUCCUGCGACCCUGACCAUGAAAGGAACAGGGUUUUCUUUGGAUUUGGUUUUGAUUCAGAGGCUAAGGAUUUGAAGGUGGUAAGACUUGUUGCGAGAAUCAACAAUGUGGAAGAAGCUCCUCAGGUUGAGGUUUACUCUCUUGCAACUGGGUCAUGGAGGAACAUCACUGGUAAAGCUCCCCCAAUUCUGCUGUGCAUGCAAGUAUUGUGGAAGAAUCAGAUGUUUAUAAAUGGUGUAAUUCAUUGGAUUGUCAGCCAGAGAAGAAAUGGUAGGAUUCACAAUUUCAUUUUAACAUUUGACCUGGUUGAAGAAAAAUUUGGAGAAUUGACGUUACCACAACCUCUGAGAGAGUCUCCUUUCCAAUUGUCAAUUUUAGCAGCAGAGGAUUCACUUGCUGUGGUUCAUACUUAUUGUUCAGAGUUGGAUGAAGAAUUUAUUAGUAUUUGGGAGAUGAAAGAAUAUGGUUCUGCGGAUUCAUGGGCUGAAGUGUUUCAUUCCAAUUCAAGACGUUAUGGGGGCAUAUCAAAUGUUUUAGCCAUUAGAAAUAGUGGAGAAUUGGUGCUGAGAAUUUAUGGAGGAAUGAUGAUUCUGCUAGAUCCUGCAAAAGCAUCAGCGAAGGAUCUGGGACCAAGGGAUUUUGUCUACGCUUUUGCUGGACAUCAUGUGGAGAGUCUGUUUUUAAUCAACGAAGAACAGGGUGCUUUGUCUUAUUGAUCAUAGUGCAGAAAGAAACAGAAGACGCAAGAUUUUUAGGUUUGAAUAUGAAUGGUUGAAGAAGACAUUUCCUCCUCACUGAAGUAUCUUAAAAUUCGUUGUUCUGCACAUUGCUACAUUGUUCGCUAACAGAUGUGGUAUUGUUAUCUGUUUGUAUUUGUAAUAAGUUACAGAAUACCAAAUUGCUUUUGCGAAUUCAAUUCCCACCAGGAACUGUUUGAUUGGCACAGUUAUUUAAUGUAAAUUUUCAGUUGAAGCCUUUACUUUUCCAUGUAUUUGUGUUGCGCAUGUAAUUUUGUCGUGUUUAUGUUAAAGUAUUCUGUGAUAAUGAGUCCUGAGAUUGUCAGAAAGUUAUAUGUCAACAUGAACAAAGUGCCCCAUGCUAAAUAUAUUAUUUU
This is a messenger RNA of Neltuma alba, 1541 nucleotides long. RefSeq names its product F-box protein CPR1-like. Bases 409 to 1143 code for a protein of 244 amino acids. The transcript has 2 exons. The record is from RefSeq and is a predicted model, not a curated record. Lineage: Eukaryota; Viridiplantae; Streptophyta; Magnoliopsida; Fabales; Fabaceae.